Molecule: messenger RNA, 939 nt
Organism: Symbiodinium natans
Lineage: Eukaryota; Dinophyceae; Suessiales; Symbiodiniaceae
Source: the annotation of a GenBank genome assembly
AUGGUGUCUGCAACGGACGAGCGUAUGUCUGUGAACGAGCUGAAAAAGAAAACUUGCAUGUCCUUUAUCCCCGAGCUGUGUGUGGGGCCACCGCGGGUGGUAGGCUCAGGGGGGGCGCCGUCGCACGGAUUGGCCGCGUGUGACUACUGGUGCGCCAGAGGCGGACCAACCCACACUAGUGCUUGCGAGCACUUGCCCUUGCGCUUUUCACGACGCGGCGGGGCCUGGUGCUGCUGGCUACUUGGGUGCCCGCGGGGCCUGGUGCGGGCCUGGUGCGGCUGGCUAUUUGGGUGCCCGUGCGGGGCCUGGUGCUGCUGGCUACUUGGGUGCCCGGGGGGCCUGGUGCUGCUGGCUACUUGGGUGCCCGCGGGGCCUUGGUGCUGCGCGGGGCCUGGUGCUGCUGGCUACAUGAAUGCCCGUGCGAGGGCCUGGUGCUGCUGGCCACUUGGUGCUGCUGGCUACUUGGGUCUGCGCGGGGCUACUUGGGUGCCCGUGCGGGGCCUGGUGCGGCUGGCUAUUUGGGUGCCCGUGCGGGGCCUGGUUCUGCUGGCUACUUGGGUGCCCGUGCGGGGCCUGGUGCUGCUGGCUACUUGGGUGCCCGUGCGGGGCCUGCUGGCUACUUGGGCGCCCGCGGAGCCUGGUGCUGCUGGCUACUUGGGUGCCCGUGCGGGGCCUGAUGCUGCUGGCGACUUGGGUGCCUGUGCGGGGCCUGGUGCUGCUGGCUACUUGGGUGCUCGUGCGGGGCCUGGUGCUGCUGGCUACUUGGGUGCCCGUGCGGGGCCUGGUGCUGCUGGCUACUUGAAUUUCCCCUGGUGCUGCUGGUGCUGCUGGCUACUUGGGUGCCUGUGCCUGGUGCUGGCUACUUGGGUGCCCGGACACCCAAGAAACCAGCAGCACCAGGCCCGCACGAUCCAAGGCCCCGCAGAGGAAAUUAAGUAG